This is a messenger RNA of Myiozetetes cayanensis, 872 nucleotides long. RefSeq names its product chromosome unknown C1orf131 homolog (gene FSAF1). The transcript is spliced from 8 exons. The record is from RefSeq and is a predicted model, not a curated record. The coding region runs from base 1 to 672 and encodes 223 amino acids. Lineage: Eukaryota; Metazoa; Chordata; Aves; Passeriformes; Tyrannidae.
AUGGGGCCGUCGGGCCGCGCCGCCGGCUGGAGGCGGUGCUCGGCGCCCUCUACGACCUGGGUGGCCCGGCGGCGCCCGGGGCGCCGCGCAGGACGGCGAGGGGAGCGCAGGGGCGGCGGCCAAGGAAGGAGAAGAAGAGGAGGAGGAGGAGGAGAGCCGGGCGCCGCAGCCGCCGUGGAGGUCGUGGUGUUCCGCGGGAGGAAGAGGAAGGAGCGGCCCAGCCCCGCGGCAGCGUCCGCCGGCGGAGCCCAGACCCAAAUAGUGAAUGAGGAGAAAAAUGAGAACAAACAAGAAUUUAACUUCGAAAAAGCUCGUCUGGAAGUGCACAAGUUUGGAAUCACUGGUUACAAGAAGCAUGAACAACGCAUAUGGGAACAGGAGCGUGCUAUCAUGCUGGGAGCAAAGCCCCCCAAAAAGGAACAUGUGAACUACAGGAUUUACCAACAGAAAAUGAAAGAGAAAAAAGCAGUGAAAGAUGCUGACAAGGAAAAGGAAUAUAAAGGUGAUUCUCUCAAGAAAAAGAAGAAAGAACAGAAGGAGAGGAAGGCCAAAAGGAAGAAAUCAGUGCCUAGCAUUUGGCCUGCAGGACAAGUUGGAAAAUUCAGAAAUGGGACCUUAAUUCUGCAAAGCCACGACAUAAAGAAAAUCAAAUCAUCCAAAGUUAGGAAAUGAACUUAAUGAUAGAGUGAAAUGGACAAUUGCAUAAGAUAGAAUUCAUAUUGCUACCAACACAGAGCCUCUCGCCUACCCAUCAUGCCAUAAUUUUUUAAAUUUUGUUGUUGCAGGAUUUUCUAUGUUCCAUUCUGCCUUGGGAAGAAUAUGAGAAUUUACCAUUUUGUAAAUAAAAAUAAGAGUUUUUAUUAAGAAGGUUA